Molecule: messenger RNA, 1262 nt
Organism: Baudoinia panamericana UAMH 10762
Lineage: Eukaryota; Fungi; Ascomycota; Dothideomycetes; Mycosphaerellales; Teratosphaeriaceae
Exons: 1
Coding region: 17-1195 (392 amino acids)
Biological process (GO): amino acid catabolic process
Source: RefSeq, a predicted model, not a curated record
GCCAGAGUCAGACACGAUGGCACGACCUCAGCAUCUCAUCAAAAAUGUCGAACCGCUUCACGUUGGCCAAUUUUUGAUUGUACGUGUGGAGACCGACCAUGGCGUUGUCGGCUGGGGUGAAGGAGGAGUCUGGGGUCAGAUUGAGGCUGCGGCGACCGCAGUGAAGCGCUUUGCCCAAUAUCUCAUUGGCAAGCAAGCCUUUGCAAUUGAGCAUCACUGGAACGUAAUGCACCGUUUUAGCUACUUUCAAGGUCUCGCAAUCAAUGCAGCUAUCUCAGGAAUUGAUAUCGCGCUUUGGGACAUCAAGGGUAAGGUCCUGGGGGUUCCCAUAUACGAGCUUCUGGGCGGAGCUUGCCGGACCAAAGCGCGAGUGUACGGACACAUCUACGAGAAGAACAUUGAGGGUAUUCUUGCCGAGUGUAAGCGGAAGAUGGAUCACGGAUACACCGCGUUCGGCCAUAUCAACCCUUUCCUGGACGAGGGCCAUGAUCAGGUCUAUUUUAAGACGCACGUCAGGAAGAUGAGGGAGGCUGCAGAUAACGUACGCCGCAUGCGCGCUGUGGUCGGCGACAAGGUUGACCUGCUGAUCGAGCUGCAUCGCCGUUUGACGCCCGCCGAAGCAGUGACGUUCUGUAACAUGAUCAAGGAUGAAAAUCCCAUGUUCGUCGAGGAUCCGAUUCGACCUGAGAAUGCGGACGCCAUGGCACGCGUUGCAGACAGGAUUGCCGUGCCCAUUGCGACAGGCGAGCGGUUCUUCACCAUCUAUGAAUUCCAGGCACUACUAGCGCGCAACGCCCUCGAGUACGUGCGCGUUGACGUUGCCACAUGUGGCGGCAUCACAGGCGCGAAGAAGGUGGCUGCCAUGGCAGAGGCGCACAACACGCAAAUAGUGCCGCACAACCCUCUCUCACCGAUCGGCUUGGCAGCCUGCCUACAGGUCGCCGCCGCCAUACCGAACUUUGCCAUUCAAGAGUAUGCUACAGGCUUUGAGAGCGGCAAUUUCACAUCAUCCAUGAAACACCUUGGCCAUGACAUUGUCGAUAGUGUCCCUGAUGUCAGGGAUGGAUUUGUUGAUAUCCCUACCGGCCCUGGCCUUGGGGUCAAUGUAGUCGACAACGCCCAAGAGAUCAGACCGCCUUUUGUGCAACCAAUCUCGAUGAGGCCACAUUUCGAUGGCUUUGUUGUUGAUCAGUAAUGGCUGUAAGGUGCCUCGAAGUACCCGCGCCAACAAUACUAGGCAGGGCGAAGUGGCUCAGAUGGGG